Heterostelium album PN500 is the source of this 1383-nucleotide messenger RNA. RefSeq lists its product as uncharacterized. Lineage: Eukaryota; Evosea; Eumycetozoa; Acytosteliales; Acytosteliaceae. Gene Ontology annotation, molecular function: protein binding. The coding region runs from base 1 to 1383 and encodes 460 amino acids. The record is from RefSeq and is a predicted model, not a curated record. The transcript has 3 exons.
AUGCUAAACAUAGAUAAUAAUACAAAACAUAUAUUUGUAAAUCUACCAUUUAUAUUGUUAUCAAAGAUAUUAAAAGAGUUAGAUGAUGAUUUAGAUAUCAUUUGUUUUAGUUUAGUUUGUAAGAGAUGGUUUGAUCAUCGUAAUAGCUACCUAUCAUUCAACUGUGAUUACUUUAAUAAAUCAUCAAAAGAUAAACUACAACAACAACUCAUAGAUAAUAGUAAAUUUUUCAAGUUGAAAUCAUAUGUAGAUAUUUUUCAGUCAUCAUUAGAUCAUUUACCUAAUUGUUUAAUAACUUUACCCAAAAAUGAUUACCCAUUUUCAUUUCCCUCAAAAACAAUGUAUACUAUUUAUAAUCAUCAACAUCUUGAAUCAGUUAAACAACAUAAAUCAGUUAGGUUAUUGUGUGAUUAUCAACUACCAGACGAUAUCGAUAGAUUACCACUGAAUGUCAAAGAAAUAAUGUCACAUUUCUUUAUCAAUCCAUCGAUAUUACCUUUGGGUUUAAAGCGUUUAGAUCUUAAUAUGAUCUAUAACUUUGAAGGAAAUUUAGAUUUGAAUGUAGCACUUUUACCUCGAUCGCUCAAAGUACUAAAGUUAUCAGAGAAAUACACCUAUUUCAACUCGAAUAUCGCUAUCGAAAUGUUACCACCCAAACUUUUGGAGAUAAAGUUUGUUUUAUUCGAGAAUAGUCAGCCUGAUAACAUUGCACAGUUACCAACAAAUCUCAAGAUCGCUGAGAUAUCUUUGUGUUGGUUAAAGAACAUCAAACAUCUUAAAUCGAUUCACACUCUCAAGUUGCAUACCGAUAUCACAGAGGAAGGAGAUGAUGUUUUAAACUUAGAUACCAAAGAUAUUCCCAGGGGCGUCACACAUCUAACAAUUAUCAGUAAUUCUAGAUAUCAAGCAAUCUCUGAAGAGACACUACCUGCAAAUCUCAAGUAUUUAAAGUUGAUUGGACAUUUCCAAUUGCAAAAAGACAGUUUUACAGUGUUGAGCCGAUCGAUAACGAUCGAUUUAUCCUGUGCAAAAUUCAAAGCUACAAUCAUGCAUAUUCCAUCGGUAAACAAUACACUAUCAUUUCCUGACAAUGUUGUCAAUCUCUCAUUGAAGUGUGAAUAUCAUCCGUUUGAAUUACUAAGCUUGCCAAACAAAUUGGAAUAUCUAGAUUUGGGUGGUGCCUACGGAACGGUUAUUAGAUUACCACAAACUAUUAAAACCCUACGUCUAAGCAACAGUAGAUUGGAACUAAAGAAAGAAUCAAUACCAGCAUCAUUGGAGACUAUCGACUUCAAAUAUCAUUGCAAGCACGAAUCUACUUCUCCAUACUUUAAAAUUGUCACCUCUAAUACUACAGGUACCGCUAAUGAUACACAACAAUAA